This is a messenger RNA of Paramecium primaurelia, 4267 nucleotides long. The record is from the annotation of a GenBank genome assembly. Lineage: Eukaryota; Ciliophora; Oligohymenophorea; Peniculida; Parameciidae.
AUGAAAUUUUAACAUUUUUGGUUGCUAAUAGCAAUUUUGAAAUAAUGUUUAAGUGAUAUCCCAAUUACUUAAACUCAGAAAUAUAACUUCCCUUUGGAAAUUCGAAAUUCUAAUACAAUAUUUUUGAGAGAUUAUACUUUCAAAAUAAUUGAAGCUCCAUUCUACGAAUUAUUAAGUUCAAGCGAAUUCAACUUAACAAUUGAUUAAGCAAUAUCUCAAAUUUUUAAGAUGAAUUCAAGUAGCAUUAAUGAUUCAUCAAUAAGGAUUGGAAGUAAUUAUAUUUCGCUUACUGGGGUUAAUUCUAACAUUUUUUGGGUUUUAACUUAAAAUGAUAAACUUUACAAGGGUCGAAUAUAAAGUAAUGGAGAAUUAUAUAUGAAUUUUUUGGAUAUUAUGAUUUAAAAAUGUAAUAUAAAUUUUUGUAUUGUUUUUAGAAUAUUUCUAAAUAAACUUAAUAACAAAUGAUUUUGGAAUGCUGAGUAGCUUAUAAGAUGGUGAAUUAUAUUUUACAUUAAUAAAUUCAACAAACUUAGAAUGCACAGACUUUAUCAUAAAUUAUUAGAUAGAAUCCUAAUUUUAUAAUCCUAUUAUUUAAAUCUUAUCUAUAAAUAACACAUAAUUUACAUUUUGUUUGAUAUACACAACACCAAAAAAUGCUCAUAUUGUUUAUUUUACUUAUAAUUAAGAUGAUAUAGAAUAAACAUCUGAAUAAAUAUUUGAUGGAUCAUAUUCAAAUGCUUUCUUAUCUGAUUAUUAGAAUUAUCUUUUUUUGAUAAAUUCUGAACAUGUUUAUUUAGUUGAUUUAUUUUAAAAUAGUAGUAGUAUUCAAGAAAUAUUUAAUUCAAAUAUUUAAAUUUAAGAUGAUUCCUAACCCAUAUCAUAUUUUACAACUUUUCAAAUUAGUAAUAACUUAUUUCACAUAAUAAUUCUACAAUAAUAAUUACUUAAAUCUUUUUUUAUAGAUACUAAUUAUAUAAAUAUAUAGGCCUAAUCAAAUUCAUAUAUUUUGAAUAAGUAUCAAAAAAUAAACAAAAUAGAAUUGACUUUGGAUAAUAUAUUAAUUGUUACAGAUACAUUCAUAAUUGACUUGUAAUUAAAGGACUCCAUUAAGGCUACAGGUUAUUAACUACUAUAAUUUGGAACAUAUGCAUUUUUUAAUUUAUUGAGGAAUAUUGUAGUUGUUUAAGAAUUCUUCAAUAAUUAAACCAUAAUUUCUACUUACUUAAUUAAUUAACCUUAAAUAUUUAUUUCUUAAGAUACUUCCAAAUUAUUAGAAGAAAUGAGUUAAACUGUAAAACUUGAUAUAUAAGUAAAGUCUUAGUUAAAUAAUAAAUUUAUGUAGUAUACUUUUUAAAUUUAAUUGAUUCAAUUAAAUGUUAUGGAAAAUUCGAAUCCUAUUUAAUUUCAUUAAGAUAUAGAGGAUUUAAUUCUAUAAUUUCCUUAGGAUAAAGUUAUAGAUAGAAACCAAAUAUUUUUAGGUCCCAAUUUAACAUUAUCACUUUAAUCUAGUAAUUCUGAUUAUCUUUACGCAAGUGUUGAAGAACUUAAGUUUGAAGAACGGUCUAUAAAAAAUGCAAUUUAUUCAAUAGUUUGUUCAUUUUCAAGAUAAUAAGAAUUAUAUUGUUCUUAAUUUAUGAAUGAUACAAUUAUUCUAACAAUAGAAAAUCCAGCAUACUCAACUUAAAAAUACAAUAUUUAGUCUUAUUUAAAAUUAUAGAAGUGCUCAUGCAUCAAAACUGCAUAAAAUAUCAAUGUUCUUAUGUAGUUUAAUAGUAGUGUAUUAAUACAAUAAUUUGAUUAUUCUUUGUAACCAACUAAAUAAAUUUUGUUACCAUUUUAAAUGAAGAUCAUAAGUGCUUAAAUUUUAAAAGAUGUCUUAUUUACAACUACUGUAGAUGGUAAAUUAAUUGCCACAGAUAUAUAUGAAAAAUAGUAAUUAUUUAUAAUUUCAAAUUAUAAUUUUUAAGAAAUUUACAUAAAUCCAUAUGAUUUCCCACAUUAUUUAUUUAUAGAUAAUAUAGAUGAAUUAAUUAUUUUAGCAUAUAAUGGAAAAUAGUCAUAUGAAUUUAUUAAUUCUAUUCAAUAUCCUAUACAAAACUACAAAAGUAAUGCUAUAGGUAUAUUAAGUAAUGGAAUAUAUCUUGCUUUUUGUUAAGACAAUAAUAAUUUUAUCUAUUUCUAUCAGAAAAUCAAUAUUUACCUUUAAAAUAGUCUAUCUAAUUAUUUCGACGUGUAUUUCUAAGGAUUGGAAAUAUAUUAAAAUCCUAAUAUAUUAAGUACUUAUACAUCUAGUAAUUUCUACUUAAUCUUUGUUCAGGGUAAUUUUUUCUAAUUAUGCUAAUUUUCUGGAACUGGAACUUCUUAUACAGCUUUGAGGACCUCUUUAUUAUAUCAAUUGAAUGGCUUAAGUUUCAUUUAAAUGAGUUCUAUUUAGAAUUAAGAACCAGGCUAUUAAGUAUAAAAGGUUUAUUUAUUCACAAAUAAAUAAAAAUUCAUAGAUCAUCCAUAUUUAUCAUAUGAUUUUAUUUUAGCAACACGUUAUAAUGAAGAUGAUUAUAUUGGAAAAAUUAAUAUAACAUAUGGGGCAUAGAAUAAAAAUUUUUCUUCAUUUUUUAUACAAAAUGUUUCAAUAAUUUAUGAAAACUAUUUAUUACUUCCUCGAAAUUUGCAUGAUAAAUAGAUUUACAGCAUAUAGAAUAAAGGGGAUAUUAAAAUUAAUCCUAGAACACUUUUUUAUGGAAAUAUUUAGAAUUAUACAGUAAAUUGUGAUUAAUGCAAUUCCUUUAAUAUUAUAUAACCGAUUGCUUUUAGCAAUUCAUAAUCUAUAAACAUUUCUGUUGAAAAUAUGUUGAAUCAAAAUGAUAUACUUUAUUUAACAGAUUAAUAGAAUAACUUAUAUUAAUUUUAUCCUGAAACUAAUAAUUUAUCAAUGAUAUAUAAUUUAACAGAUUAAGGAAAUUAAGUUUGCUAUUUUCUUUUUAUUGAAAUGUAAAAUUCUUUUCCUGUACAAAUUUGUACUGGAAAUUCAACUAUAAUAUAUGCAUUUAAUACAUCUUCAAAUUAAAUAAUCUAACAUAAUUUUACUGAAGUAUGUUGUUUUUAUUACUCAACUUAUCAAAAUGGUAUAUUAACAGUAUUUUCUAAUGGCUAAUUUCAAACUUUGGAUUUUUUUGUUUUUUAUUUUUGGAUUUCCAAUAACCAAAUUAAUCUCAUGUAAAUUUUCAAUUCUAAUGGAGUAUGCCAGAAUUGUUUGAUAAGUUCUCUGUAUUUAAAUAUGUCUUAAAACUUUACUACUCAACCUUGUUAAAUAUUUGGAUUUAUAACAACCUCAAGCAAUGGUCGAGGUAAUAAUGAAAUUUUUCUAUUAAAACAUUGCAUCUCUUCAACAAUGAGUUAAAUUUUUGGGUUUGCACCUAACUAAACUACUUAAUCUGGUAAUAUUUAUUUUUAAAGUUCUACUUGGAAUUUAAUAUAAACAGAACUUGUUAGUUUUCCAUUUUAUAAAAUUACUAGAUAAUUUGGAUCCUCAGAAUAUAUUUCUGAUAAUCUUAUACAAGUUAGAUUUAUUGUUACAUAUGUCAAUGUUGUUGAUUUGUAUAUCAUUUUAUUUAAUUAAACAACAGGAAAACUUAUUAGUUUUGUUCUAGAUUAAGGUUUUUACAUAGAUUCUAACCAAACUAUAAGAUCAUUUCUAGUAUAUUUAGGAUCAAAUGGCUUAGUAAUGAUACAAAGUUUUUAAGACUAAAAUAUAUUAACUCCUCAAAUCUAUACAUUUGAAAAACAUAAAUUUCAAAUAAAAUACAAUACAAAAAAAUUAAACAGAAUGAUAGGAUUCGAAAUAAUAUAGGAUUAGCCUUCCUAAAUUUAUAGUUUAUUUUCUGGUAAUUAUUAUGCUAUUAGAAAUAAAACUAAUUCAUAAUUAUAUUAUAUUUAGAAUUAUCUUACCCUCUCUAUUGAUUUAACUGGUAUUUAAAAUACAUCAAUUGAAAUCACAGGCCAUAAUCCAUAAAAUUAAAUAAAACAGUCAUUAUUUAUUUUGAAUCUAAAUUAUAGCAACACAAAUACAAAUAAUAAUACAAUUAUACCUGAUAAUCCAAAUUCAACAGACCCAGAUGUUCAAAAAAAUUAAUAUCAUGUAGUAUUAAUUUUACUCUACUUUUUCAUGAUUAUUUUUUCAAUUAUUGUUUUUAUAGCACCUAGAUGUUGUUCCAAACUAACAAAGCCAUAUAAGUAACCUUCUAUUAAUUUUGAAUUAAUUGAGAAGUGA